AUGGAGGUCGCGCGCGGCUCCACUUCCAGCUCCCAGUCCACCCACAGCAGCGGCGACAGCCACCAGCCGCUGCUGUCCCCCUUCGUCAUCCGCCAUGGCCGCCGUUACCUCAAAGAUCUGCCCUAUCCGCUCCCUUGCGACCUCCCUGAGCUGCAGCGCCAGAACCUGUCCACGCUGCUCGCCGUCACCGCAGUCGGCAAGCCCAUAUGCACGCCACGCAUCAAGGAGAUAGCCCCGAAGAAGGUGCUGGAGAUCGCAUGCGGGAGCGCAUACUGGACGUCGCUGGCUCACGAGUAUCUCAGCGGACUCGGCUUCACCGACGUCGAGUUUACCGGCAUCGACAUCGUCCCUAUGGCUGCCGACUUGAACAAGCAGGGUGUCAAGUGGCGCUUUAUCCAGCAUGACCUGCGCAGGUUCCCCUUGCCCUUUGAGGAUGAAGAGUUCGAUAUCGUGGUCUGCAAGGAUCUCGGGCUCGUGAUCCCCACUGGUGUUCCCUCCCAAAAGGCGCUGGAGGAGUUUAUCCGGUGCGUCAGGAAGGGCGGUGCCUUGGAGUGCUGGGACGUCGACUCUGUCAUUCGCUCCCUUCUACCCCAUCCUCCCCCGCCACUGCGCCACAAUCAGGGGGAUGAAGAUCAGUGCGCGAAGACUGCGACGUUCUUGAUUUCGCCUUCGACGCCAUUCGCCAGCUGCCAAAACAAGUACCUACAAGACGCGAGCGACUGGAUACAGGAUGCUGUCGAAAAGCGGCAGCUGUACACGAUGCCGUGCUCGCGUAUUCUGCAGUUGCUCCUGCAGGAAACUGAGACUCUAAAGGACGUCGACUAUCGCCGAGUGGCCAUUCCCCUGGGGGAGAUGCGCUGGGAAAGAGAAAUGAGUGGUGAGAAGAGGCCGCUGAAGCGCAGGGACAGCGAGCUGGCAGCGAAAUUGAAAUCGGGCGAGGAUUCCAUUCUGACCGAGGAGCAAGCUGCUCUGAGAAGCACUGCGCUCACCGUCGUCAUUCAGUUCAUUGAAAGCUUGGAGCCAUUGUUGAAGGAAGUCAGUGGAAAGAACCAAGAGGAAUGGCAGAGAUGGUGGGGCUGGAUGAUGGACGAUCUUCUUCAGCAGAAAGGUGCAUCGAGCGGAGAGUGCCUGGAACUCGGUGCUUGGUGGGCUGAGAAGAUCUGA
This is a messenger RNA of Lasiodiplodia theobromae, 1164 nucleotides long. RefSeq names its product Sam binding motif containing protein. Bases 1 to 1164 code for a protein of 387 amino acids. The transcript has a single exon. The record is from RefSeq and is a predicted model, not a curated record. Lineage: Eukaryota; Fungi; Ascomycota; Dothideomycetes; Botryosphaeriales; Botryosphaeriaceae.